AUGGAAUCAACUCCUACUAAAAAGUUCACAGUUGACGAAGGCGGCAACAAAAGACAGGAAAUCUCAGUAGAUGACAUCAAGCAAGCCCUCAAUGACAUCAACCAAUGGUUUAAAUAUAAUGCUUCAUCUUACUAUACUACAUAACUUGAGGACAACAAAGGCAAUCAAGAACCAGAGGUUGACUCAAUUAUGAAGAAGCAUGGUGCAGAUGGAUGUUCAGCUCUAAAAGCCUUAUUACUUAGAUUCAGAGGUGGAUUCUAACUCUUAGAUACCUAUAAGACCUUGACUUUAGAUGAUAUUAACGGCGAAGUAUUAUCAUAUAAUUUGUAGUCAUAGAGAUUAUUCCCAAUCGCGAAAGAUAUAGAUGGACAACUCCUAUGUGUGAGAGUUGAGAGCGGGAACGAUAAUCUCUUAGUGUAUAACCCAGAGGGAAAUUCGGUUGAAGAAGAUUUGAAAAAGCCCCUUGGCCAAUACAUUGAAGAGCAAAGGGACGGACUUCUCAGCAAGAAAUUACUGUAUGAGGAUGAGCUAGGAAUUGUAUCUGUUUAAUGA
Messenger RNA from Stylonychia lemnae, 552 nucleotides. The record is from the annotation of a GenBank genome assembly. Lineage: Eukaryota; Ciliophora; Spirotrichea; Sporadotrichida; Oxytrichidae.